UUCCGAACUUCGUACAAGGCUGAUUGUUCCUCUACGGGCGCGACCAGUGUGAACACUGGCAUUCGAUUCAGCAGGUCGUUUACGCUCCAUUCACGUACGGCAAAAAGCCUCCGGUCUGUUAGAAUUCGCUCCACUUACAGGUGUAUUGCAUGAACUGAUACAAUUUGGAGUGCCACUCUUUCUCACGAAAUGGAUUUGCUGGACCUUCGCACCUUUCUGCUGGGCGUACUUUUGCUCCUGGUUCUCCGCUGGCUGCUCGGCCGGCCUAAGAAUCUCCCUCCUGGGCCCUGGGGAUUCCCACUUCUCGGCUCCAUACCUGCCAUCGUCUGGGGAAUGUUUCGAGGCUCGGAGCCCCACCAUCAGUUCCAUAGGUACGCCGCCAAAUACGGGCCCAUAUUUUGCUUCAAGAUUCUCAACAAGACGGUUGUCGUCCUGAACGACUACACGUUGGUGAAAGAAGCUUUCCAGCAUCCGCAGCUCAGCGACAGACCCAAAAAUAUCCUAACUGAUGUUUUGAAAGUGGAUGCUGUUGUUGUAUCUAACGGCGAACCUUGGGUAGAAAUGCGUCGGUUCUGCCUAACUGUUCUCCGGAGCUUCGGGGUCGGCAAGACUUCAUUUGAGGAGAAGAUAGGCACCGAGGCCGAGGAACUCAUGAAAGAAAUGGCCGCCUUCGGGGGCAAGCCCUUCAACCCCAAAUCGUUCAUUGGCAACGCUGUGGCUAACGUCAUCUGCUGCGUCAUCUUCGGCAAGCGCUACGAGUACAACGACGAGGAGUUUAAGUAUCUCCUUGAUUUACUCACUCAAAACGCCCAGCUCUCGGGCGGGGGAGGCUUAAUUGGUUUCCUUCCUGGCUUACGGUUUCUACCUCUUAGCCCCUUUCCUGCCCUGUUGGCUAAUUUUACAGAAAUUUUUGGCUUCAUCGGGAAAUUCAUCGACGCCCAUCGCAAAAAUUUCGACGCAGACGAUUUGAAGGAUCUCACGGACGUGUAUCUGAAGGAAAUUCAACAGAAUCUAGCUAGAGAUAAAGAUGGAAUGCUGCCGGAUAGGAAACAUGUCAAAAAUUCGAAAUACCGUCACCUGAGUGAGCGUAACAUCGUCGGUACUAUUGUGGGUCUCUUCGGGGCUGGUUCUGAGACUACCGCCACUACUCUCCAGUGGGCAUUACUGUACAUGAUGGUGUACCCUGACAUACAGAAGCGAGUCCAGGCCGAAAUCGACGACGUUGUGGGUCGCAACCGCAUGCCUAGAAUGGCCGAUAUUCCGGAGCUACACUUCACUCGAGCGGUAACCUGGGAGGUCCAACGUCUGGCCAACAUCGUUCCUUUGGGCGUCCCACACUCCGCUGCUUCGGAUAUCUAUCUCCAAGGCUACUUGAUCCCCAAGGAUACCUUGGUUUUGCCCAACAUGUGGACCAUCUUUCAAGAUCCCAAACAUUGGCCCGAGCCGGAGCAGUUCAAACCAGAAAGGUUUCUGAACGGAGGCGGCGAGGCUGUGAAGGCAAACGAGUUGAUACCGUUCAGCACUGGCAGGCGCAGCUGCAUCGGGGAGCACCUGGCCAAGAUGGAGAUCUUCCUCUUCUUCGCUUUCUUCAUGCACCAGUUCACCUUCAAGAAACCCGAAGAUUCUCCACCGCUGACGUUGAAGGGCAGGGGCGGCCUCACGCACGCCCCGCUGCCCUAUGAGUUGUGCGCAGUCCCGCGUGGCUAAUAGCAUUUUUGUUGAUAAAUGGAUGUACCGGUUCUGUUCCAUUGGUGAUGCACGCCUCACUUGAUAAAAUGUAAGCAUGAGUAGGAAUAAAAGAAAGAAAAACAGCUAAAGAAAAAUGGAACGGGACAGAUAUACUUGCAGCCAGUAACAGUCUGAAAUGUUUAUAGCCAAACAUAAACAGGGUGACCCAAAACAAAUGCAACCCUAAAACAUUUGCCUUAAGAAAAAGGAUCAGUGGAUUUUUAUGGUUUGGGUAUCAGAUUAAAGCUGAGAGCUUUUUCGUUCAAGUAUUGAAAACAAUCAUUGAAAUAGCACUUUGGGUUGCUGAGAAAAUGCCAAUUAUGUAAAAGUAGUCCAUUUUCAUCAUGUAGGCUACACAAAACAUUACCACAGGAAAGGAUUUUCACUGCACCUAUUUGUGCAAAAAAACAUGGCACAUAUCAUGACAAGAGUACAAAUGGAUUUGAUGGUAAUACCGUUUAUGAUCCACCUGAACAGGUAUCUCAUCCUUUCUAGUCUAUAUUUGAAACCCUUUCAGCAUCAUAAAUAAUUAUGUCAAAAUACUAAAUAAAUUGCACAAUUGAACAGUUGGCUUACAGUAAAAUGUUCCACUGUUUUAAAGUACUUGUCUAUAGUGGUGCACCCAGGAGUUUGCUGGGGUGGCAAACAUUUUUUUCUUCAAAUUUUGUAGAAGUUAAUUUUUUUUUUUCAAAAAAUCUUGCCCAAAAUUGUUGGCCUCAGAAAAAAAAUGGGUUUUUUUUGGGAGGAGGGCGGAAUUACACCCCUAUUUUACUACUCCAAAAUAGGUCACACACAUAUCACCGUGGUCAAAUUGCGUGAUUAAAAAAUAAAAAUACCACAAAAAGAAAUGUACAACCUCUUUGGGCCUCAAGCCCCCGAGGGCUCCCCCCCCCCCCCCUU
Patiria miniata (bat star) is the source of this 2628-nucleotide messenger RNA. Its product is annotated as cytochrome P450 2J6-like. The record is from RefSeq and is a predicted model, not a curated record. Gene Ontology annotation, cellular component: cytoplasm; intracellular membrane-bounded organelle. The transcript is spliced from 3 exons. The coding region runs from base 190 to 1707 and encodes 505 amino acids. Gene Ontology annotation, biological process: xenobiotic metabolic process. NCBI's taxonomy places the organism in Eukaryota, Metazoa, Echinodermata, Asteroidea, Valvatida, Asterinidae. Gene Ontology annotation, molecular function: heme binding; iron ion binding; oxidoreductase activity, acting on paired donors, with incorporation or reduction of molecular oxygen, reduced flavin or flavoprotein as one donor, and incorporation of one atom of oxygen.